AUGCAUGGCAAUGACGGAAUGCUUUCCGGGGGAACAAUGUGGAUGUCACCACCAACAUCCCAACCACGGAAACGGCCAGCAACAAUAUACACUGGCAUGCCUUAUACCGGUGGUGACGACACUAACCCGAUGUCUGCCUGGAGUGAUAUGCACCUACAACAAGUCACCCACACACCAACAUCACGGCCAACGUCCAUUCCGCAGGAGAUGCUUCCCCUAGCCACGUCCGGCCAUGAUGGGUGGAACCAACCGUCCUGCGGUGAAAUACUCGAUUUUCAAGGGUUGGACACAGAAGGGCCCAUCGGGCAAGCCUAUACCACGGAUGAAGCGGUGCCAAUCAUUGACUUGCGAUACUCUAGCCAGUCCCAAGACGGAGCGAAUUUAAGCAUGGAUGGAGGAAUACAUGGGAGGAGGUUAUCGAAUUCUUCUCUGACAAUUUCGACGUCCGAGCCGUUGUCCGACGUUCCGUCAUCGUAUGACGACUUUCCCGCUGGACUAUCGGAAGCUCCAUCCUACGCCUCGGACUAUCUAUCAACUGCGUCAAAUCGAACGUCACUUAUGUCCUCCAUACAUCUAUCGCCAGUGGCUUCACCUCGAGCCAACCCUCAAAGUAGAUCAGACCAGGUCCGAACUCAGAGUCGUGGGCGAGCCUCUCCUUCACCGAGACCAAGCGCUCGAUCAGCACCGUACAGUCUAGAGGGAUCAAAAAGUCAACGCUGGUCCACUGGAUCAUACGCCCCAACGCAAAACCGGCGGCAUUCUCCCAUGGUAUACCACGGUGCUCAGGACGGGUAUGUAUCACAUCAACGAAUGUCACUGCAGAGCUACCCGCCGCCGAUGCCGACACCAUCGCUCCAUGCAGGAGGUUUCCAAGGGGCUCCUCAACACCACUCAUUCGUAAUGCCGGGGCAGCCAAUGUUUCCCCGUCACGGCAUGAUCCUACCAUCUCACAUGUCGCACCAGGGUCUUUUUGAACAACCGCCGACUCUACCAUCACAAGGUGUAUUCAAGAUGCUUCAGAGCAAUGGAAACCCUCACAUGCUACAUGGCCACUAUACGGACCUAUCCGACCCUCCUGACCUCUUUGGCGCUCUUUUGGAAGAGCAGGUCCCGCCGCCAGAAGAAGAUAUGAAUCAUUCGGAUCCCAACAUGAUUCCCUACGAACAAGAUUUGCGGUUCGAAGGCGACCUUUACACUCCCAAAUGGGUCCGUGGCCAAGGAAACAAACGCGAGGGCUGGUGUGGUAUUUGCAAACCAGGAAGAUGGUUGGUCCUCAAGAACUCAGCUUUCUGGUACGACAAGUCGUUUACCCACGGUAUCAGCGCUGCUACUGGUCAGCCGUUUGAGGAGCCACUGGACACUCGCCGAAUGGAUGGAAACCCGGAUGUUUGGGAAGGCUUGUGCACCUCAUGCAACGACUGGAUUCCACUUGUGAGCAGCAAGAAGAAGGGCACAACGUGGUUUCGACACGCGUACAAGUGCCAUACACACCAAAAAGUCAAGGACACACCAAAGCGACGUCGGGACAUUGGUAACAGUAGCACCAGAACUUUGGUCAACCACACACCGAAAACCAAACAAGAUACUUCGACGCAUCAGCCGGUCACGCCGCAGCCGGUCACAACACCGGUGUCUGGGCUCAAUGUGCCAACAUCAGUGCCGCCACCGCUGGUACCGCAGCUCCAUCUCCAAGCUUUGCAUCACCAGCAGCAGAUGCCACACUUGUCCCAACAUCAGGAGUCUACAUCGGCAGCGUCAGAGUCUUUGUGUCGUCCUCAUCCUAUGUCUAUGCCAGGUCCCGCUUCGACGAUGAGAAACAUGAUCUAG
Messenger RNA from Pochonia chlamydosporia 170, 1827 nucleotides. RefSeq lists its product as hypothetical. The transcript is spliced from 3 exons. NCBI's taxonomy places the organism in Eukaryota, Fungi, Ascomycota, Sordariomycetes, Hypocreales, Clavicipitaceae. The record is from RefSeq and is a predicted model, not a curated record. The coding region runs from base 1 to 1827 and encodes 608 amino acids.